AUGAAUUGGGAAGCAGUGUGGGCUUGGCUCGUACUGCUUCGGUGGGGCUCAAGCGGUGUCUUCAUCUUCCUUGCUGAUGAAAUGGGCGUGCAUUUGGCAGUAGCUCUGGGCCGAGCGCGACGCCAUCUGUUGAGGCACCUAGCCUUAGUUGCUCGUCAAAGGCUUCCGGUUGGCCUCUCCCCAUGGCCCAUGGAGAUGGCAACUUGUCCGGUAUGUUUCACAGAGCUGCCAUUGGGCUUCUUUCCUGUGCUCCACGACCACGCAGAGGGGGCAGAUGGCCAAAACCUUUGCGAAGACUGCCUCCGAAGCCAUCUUCUUGCUCGUCUGGGUGAUGGCUUCCCGCUCACUUGCCCAGUUGUUGGUUGCGGUCGAUUGCUGCAGGAGGACUUGACCCACGUCUUCAAGCUAUACCCCGUCGAGCUUUGGGGCAUUCGUGGCGCGCAGCUUCGGCACAGUCUCAAUUCGGAGACUAACAUCUUGUGGUGCGACUGUGGCCAAGCUGUUGUUGGGCUGGAAUGCACAGAGCGGCAGGAGUGUGGCAUGCAGACGGGGUCGUUUUGGCAAGCUGCAAGUGCUUGGUGGCACUCUUCAGCAUCGGAAAUACCUGAAGGUAAGUUCCACAUGGGCAGAAGGUACACGUGCAAGAGUUGUCACGUGGACAACUGCAGGCUUUGUGGUGCAAGAUGGUCAACUCUCGGGUACAGCCAUACGAACCUUUCCUGUGAGCAGUACAGGCAGGGUUUGAAUGUGAUCACCGGGCCGGACGGAAGUGCAGAUCCAUUCGGUGGUGGAGUGAGGAAGUGUCCAAACUGCCACGUGCCAAUUUUGAAGAAUGGUGGCUGCUCGCACAUGACUUGCACCCGUUGCCGGCACGAGUUUUGCUGGCAAUGCGGUGGCGCAUGGUCAGGAAAUCACCUUUGGAGCGCCUGCGUAUCAACACGUUGGUGGGAAGCGGAUGGUAGCAGUUCCAUCCUCAUCCCAACAGUAGACUCCAGAGAGCUCCGACAUCAUAUGUGGAGUUGCAUUUUUUGA
Symbiodinium sp. CCMP2592 is the source of this 1032-nucleotide messenger RNA. Lineage: Eukaryota; Dinophyceae; Suessiales; Symbiodiniaceae. The record is from the annotation of a GenBank genome assembly.